UGCGUUGCAUAAAAGGCGUUAUGUGGAAAAGCUUCAGUCUAUCCAUUCGCCAGAUCCAUAUUUGAUGUCUAAAUCGAUAUUUUUCGACCCGCUGUCUCCGCCCUCUCUGCCUGUCAUCUGAGCCCGAGUGUCGAAAGAGAACGCCACAAAGACGAGACUGUUGAAAUUAUGAAUUAAUAAAAUAAUAAAGCAAAUGUGACACACACAAGGGCUUGCUAAAAUUUGUUUAAAUAUAUUGUUCUAUGUAAAUCAGCCAAGGUAGCCCCCCGCAUUUUUACCACACCAAAUCUGGCCCCCUUUGCAAAAGGUUUGGACAUACUUGUUUAACUGAUGAUCCGUAGACGAGGCCAGCUUCUUUCACUUGGUACCAGCUAAAUAUUAUUCAAAAUGUAAUGAUGGUGGAAGAAAUAAGCAUCUUGAAUUUGAAACUGUAUGUUGUCGGCGAUUAGCCUCACAAUGAUCUUAAUUGUGGUUGUCAGCCCAAAACACUCUAAAUAUAUAUUAAAUGCAUCUUACCACAUAUAAAAUGACUACUACAUAAUCUGUGGUAAUCGUUUGGAGCCCAGUUUUCUCGUCGAAUUGCAGCAGUCCAUCUCGCUUUCCUCUCCGGGUCUCUCGGAAUACUGUAGAACUUCAAGUCUCUCCGUCUAUCUUCUCUGUUAUUGCAACCAACCGCCACACACGCCUUCACCAUUUUGAUUACUAAUGUUAACGAGCAGAAAAACACGCCAUAAUAGGAGGAAUUUACGUAGCGGUAAUGCGUCAACACGACGAGUUGACGGACAAUAUGGCGCGGAGGCGUGGUUGUGACGUCAUGUGAGUGGGGUCUAUAGUUCGUUGCUCCUUGUCAUUUAGAUUUCCAGCAGUAGUUUUUAGGCAUUUCAGUUGAAAAAUGUCCUGAGUGUGUUGCAAAGACCCGUGUGCAUCUAAAAGAGUCCUGCACAUUGCUGUUAACCAACCAAGCAGACCCCUCUGACCAAGACUCGGAAGGGUACACCCCUGCCCACCUAGCCCGCCACAACGGACACCAGCAGCGCUUCAGAUACCUGCGAUGCAAGGAAAAUCAAGCUCUUGGCCACAAACGUCGCCGGUGUUGAACCAGCACUCCGCCGUCCGCCGCCACAUCCUCAAGGCGCAACCAUGCUGAACCGCUGACACCGAGGUUAUUUUCCAUUCAGAGCAGAAAGACAACAAGAAGACACUGGUGAAAUUCAUGGACACCUUGAAGCAACCCGAGAGCGAGGAGAUGGUUGCGGCCAGGUACCCUCAGCCUUCUAAGAGUAUCAUACCGCAAAUUGAAAAAGUUCAAACGGCCACGUCCGUCAUUAAAGGUUUACAUAAGACAAAGAGGAUGGUGCCUGACGGCAACAAUCUCCUCGCCGACAGGAAACUCCUCGGGGAUAUGAAACCCAUCGUGUCACUCAAGCAGUCGUCUCUUCCGGGCGUUUUCACCGGACAAGCGAGUAAGGUGGUGGUCUUUCCCACCGGGGAGGCCAACCUGGCGGAAAUGGACUACCUGGUCCCCAGCCAUGACGAAAAGGGCCAACCGAUUGCCGAGUGGAAGCGGCAGGUGAUGGUAAGGCAGCUGCAGGCCCGACUGCUCGAUGAGGAGGACCAGAAGUGGAAGGAGAACGGCCAGAACUUGUCCAAAGUCAGCUGGCGCUACUCGCAGGCCCACAACGCCAUUCUGGGCCCAUCUGGAGAACUCCUGACUGAGCACGACUUGAUCUACCUGGAGCAGCAGAUCGCCAACGUGACUUUGCGCCGUCACACCGGCGAGGGCUACGAGCUGGAGCUGGCGCGGCUAGUGGAGGAGCUGCGCCACAUCCUGCCGGCGCCCAUCGUCAACAUCAGUGCCCAUGCCGGAUUCGCCGACCCAGCUAAACGCCCGGCACUUCUACCUGGCUGGUGCGGCCGUAUCUCUGGUAUUGUCAAGAGCAUGUCGCUCCUCAUGAGCGACCUGGCCGAGCAGCCGCACUGCAAGAUGCCUGACAGCCAGCUGGCCAGCGUCUUCUCGCAACCACCGGACCGGCAGGCAUCCACCAGGGGUCGGCGCCAGAGAAUCGAAGAUGAGAUCCACCGUUUCGGUGUGUCCGUGAGGACGCUCAAGUCCAAUUUUGAGACUCAGAACGAGCCCGAGGACAUGGAAGAGCCCUCGACUCAGGAGUUUGAGGAGAAUGUUCCGGAAGUGGUGGAGAGCACCAGCCUGAGGAAAGAGCGCAUCGUGGUGCUCUUUCUGGGACAUUGGAAGAAGUCAGCCUACGCGGUGACGCUCAAGAGCAAAGACGCCGCCGAGAGAAGGAAGAGUAAUGAUGAAGAAAGCGGUGGCGGUGAAGAGAGCGGCCGGGUCAAGAUGUUGAACAGCUCUCUGGGUCACUUUUUCAAGCAGAGGAGUGCUGUCAAUAAAAUGCUGGGAAACUGGAGAAGGAUGAUCUCCAGCGUGCCUUCGCGACAGAUACGACGGCUCCACAGGCAGCAAGUCAUCUACUCCCCAGAGCAGUUUGUCCCGCGCAUGGGUGGCCUGCCGUUAGAGUACGACGAGCUAACGUUAGACCUCUUCAUGCUGGGCUACUUCCACAUCCUAGAGCUGGACCUCCCAGUGGACGAGCGCAAGAUGAGGCACCUGCUGUGCUUCGAGGUCUUCGACCACGUCGGCAGCUUCCCCUGGGAGCUGGUGCGUGACUUCCACAAGGCAGUCAUCCAGGACAUUGAGGCUGGCGAUCGUGAGUGGAAGGACGGCUUCGAGGACCUGAAGCUCAAGUUUUUCGGUAAGGCGGCCAAUGCGUCCGGGGAUGGUGAGAUGCAACUGGAGGCGGAGCCAAAGGUAGAGGCGGAGAUUCAGGCGGAGAUUCGACCGCUACCCAAAGUCAUUGUGCAGACACCCACGCCAGAUGAAGGGUCACUCUACACCGGGACUGAUAUCUCCAGUUUCAGCAACGAAGAGAUUUGCCAAUACAUUGACCGCAGCUUUGCCUUUUGGAAGGAGAAAGAGGCGGAAAUUUUUGAUUUUGAGUAAUCGCCCCAAUUUGCA
Molecule: messenger RNA, 3031 nt
Organism: Corythoichthys intestinalis (scribbled pipefish)
Lineage: Eukaryota; Metazoa; Chordata; Actinopteri; Syngnathiformes; Syngnathidae
Gene: espnla
Product: espin like a
Exons: 9
Coding region: 1214-3016 (600 amino acids)
Biological process (GO): actin filament bundle assembly
Cellular component (GO): cytoplasm
Molecular function (GO): actin filament binding
Source: RefSeq, a predicted model, not a curated record